CACACACACACACACACACACAGAUCCAGCAUGAGUCACAGAUCACAAUGUAGGUCACAUCCACUGUCCCGUCUCGCUGGCUGCGGGCGAUGCUCGGUUAAACUGGGGCUUGUCGUCGUCACGUCACCGCACAGCUGCGAAAAUGCUGUUUUCUAUUAUUCACCAUUUCACCUGCAUAUUUUAUUUUGGCCUCAAAAACACAGUUUUCGGCCUGUUUUCUCCGCCUUUACACGACAGUUAAAGUGCAGUCGUAUGAGGCACCGACACAAAUCAGUGCUCACACAAGGAAAAACUUGAUUUUACGCAAUAAAACCUCAUGUUUGCGUCUUUAUCUCGCUGCUGGAUGGCUUUUUCUGACAGGAAACUCAAACUACUCACUCUCCUGCCCCUUGAAAAAAUCAGCGAUUUGACAUCCUGGUGCAGUGAAGACCCUGACCCACUUCUGCCUCCAUCAUGACACCAGCUGUUAGCCUCUGCGGCUCUUGUUUCUUCUGAGUGUCCGUACUCGAGUUUUUUCGCCCACUGGUCCGUCACUUAAAACUGUCCCCAGCAUGAGCUCCUCUCCGCUUGUAUCCCGAGCCAACAUGGACAUCCUGGAUGAGCUGCAGUUGAUCGCGGCCCAGAACCUGGAGCAGCUGGAGGUCAACAAGUACUACGAGGUCAUCAGAGAGUUGGGCAAAGGCACCUACGGCAAGGUGGACCUGGUGAUCCACAAGAUCAGAGGCACAAAAAUGGCUCUGAAGUUCCUGAAGAAGAAGACGACCAAGCUGAAGUCAUUCCUGCGCGAGUACAGCAUCUCCCUCUACCUGUCGCCCUGCCCCUUCAUCAUCAACAUGUUCGGCAUCGCAUUUGAGACCGACGAGUACUACGUGUUCGCACAGGAGUACGCCCUGGCUGGAGACCUCUUUGAUAUCAUUCCUCCACAGGUUGGUCUUCCUGAGUCGGUGGCGAAGCGCUGUGUGCACCAGGUCGCCAUUGCUCUGGACUACCUGCACUGUAAGAAGCUGGUCCACAGGGACAUCAAACCCGAAAACAUCCUAAUUUUUGACAGAGAAUGCCGAAAAGUCAAGCUGUCCGACUUUGGUAUGACCCGCCGGGCUGGCUCACCUGUGAAAAGAGUGAGUGGUACCAUCCCCUACACGGCCCCGGAACUCUGUGACGUGUCCCGCCAUGAGGGCUUCUGCGUGGACUACAGCACCGACGUCUGGGCCUUUGGCGUGCUGCUCUUCUGCAUGCUGACGGGUAACUUCCCCUGGGAGAAGGCGCUACCUUCUGACUCCUUCUACCAGGAGUUCAUCCGCUGGCAGAGGAGGAGGACCAACACGGUGCCGUCGCAGUGGAGGCGCUUCACCGAGCAGGCGCUGCGCAUGUUCCGCCGGCUGCUCUCUGUGGAGCAGGACCGCCGCUGUUCCGUCAAAGAGGUGUUUGGAUACUUCAGCCACUCCUGGAUGCUGGACGCAGAGAACAACAACAACAACGGCAACAGCAACACGGGAAACGGAGGUGGUGGCGAGAGGGUUGGCGGUGGUGGAGGAGGUGGAGGUGACGUGAACGGCACCAUCUCAUCCUCCUCAUCCGGAGAGGAAGAUGAGGAGCUGCUGGUGGAGCGGAUGAAGCAGCAGACGUUAUCUCCUCUCUCGCCACUGUCUCCCAUGUCUCCAGUGGCGGUGGAGAGGGGCAGCGGUGGCACAGCCAAGGGCGGGAUGAUGGAUCCAGUUGGUGGCCACCAUUUCGUGCCCGUUUCCACCAACAGCUCCGUGUCGUCCACCAACAGUUAUGAUCGGAUGCCUCGAGAAAACAGUUCACCGGGCGGCCGCAUGCUGGUGGCCACGCCCAUAGAGAUCUGUGUGUGAGUCGGUGUGAGCGCUACAGACUCACCGCACUGCACUCUUUUAUUGCUAACCCCACCACUCUGAUGUGCAUGCCAGGAAACAAACAAUCCGACUACGAGCACCAACACGUUCAAAGUGGAGAUGAAGCUCUGAACAAUUUGACUGUUUUAUUUUUUUAUCUUCGGCAAAAUUUAGCUCAAGAAUCGACUUAAAAUUCCUCCAGAUUCGCUACAAAAAAGUCGUCUUUUUUUUUUUCACCACUGGGGGGCAUCACAGACAGUGAUUAUUUGUUUGUUUACCAGUAGAAUUUAGCGAAGUAAGCUUGAUGAAUUAAAAAGAAAAGGAGACCGUUUAAGUCUCAUUUUCUUUUGGCGCUGGACGUUGCAAUGACUUCUACGGCACUAAAGAGGGAGCCAAACUCGCAAAAAUUGGUGGCGGCUGGAACGUCUGCUUACCUUGCGUUUUGAUUUGAUUACGAUUCAGAGGACAACGAUUUUAAUUAUGGAAACAAUUGUAAAAAGAAAAUUUUAAGAUAAAUACGAUUUUUCUUUUUUACAAAUGGUGCAAUGAAUUGUAGCCAGACGCUGUAGCAUCAGAGAUUGGAGCUAGGAGCUGCCGUAGCCAGAUGCUAUCACUUUGGCAUUUGAUGUUAGCAGCUACGGUUGCCAGACGCUGUAGCCUUAGCAUUUGAGUUUGGCAACUACUGUAUCUAGACACUAAUGUUAAACACUGAAGCCAAGGCGUAUAGCGACAGUAGCCAGACAUUAUAGCCAGAUGCUGUAACAUCAGUAGCCAGACUUUGGCUUCUGACGUUAGCAGUCAAUGUGGCCAGAUGCUGAAGCAUUAGCAUUUGAGCUUAGCAGCUAGCUACAGCCAAGGCAUCUAGCUACAGUAGCUAGACAUUAGCAGCUGCUUUAGCCAGAUGCCCGUAGCAUUGGCUGGUGAUGUUAGCAGCUUUAGCAGAUACUGAAGCAUUAGCUAACUAUAGCUAGGUCUUCUUCACAGAAAGAACAUGAAAAUGAGUGAGUUAUCGUCUUCAUCAGUUUGAUACAAGUGAUUCUUCGAUAUUCUGCCGUGUCUUUUUUCCAUUAAUGCUAAUUCGUCAACAUCGACAGACGUCACCAGUCAAAGAUGGCUGCCUCCUAGUGGUGAAAAAGUUAAACACAAACUUUUUUUCUAGCAGAAUAACAAGUUAGAUUGUUGUGCUAACUCCUGCGCUAGAUAAAAAUCCAAUUGUAGGAUGUUUACAUUCCUCGCGAGACAAAAUCAAAGACGCUUUGAAUCCACCAAACAAGUACAAAUAUUUUUUGUUGGUGAAAACGAAGGAAAAAUUGCUUCCAUUAGAGAUUCUGUUGCUGAAACCACGUGAAGAGACGACCAAAAUUUUUUUCUUAAAGCAAUACUUCCAGCAAAAAAAACAAAAACAAAAAAGAAACAGGAAGAGGCGCAGAACGUUGAGAUUCUGAUGAAGCAAUGAAGGAUUUGUAUUUUUGAAGACUGAAGUAAUUCAAGGUCAAUCCUAAAAAAACAAAACAAAAAGGAGCGGCGGUUUUAAUGUUUCCCGUGUAACAAAAAAAAUGUGAACGUGUGAGUGUAUCACUGUGUAUGUAUGAAUCCAAACAAUUUAUUUUCCUUUAAGGAUUUUAUUAUUUAUUCAAAUCUUCAAAAAAAAAAAAAGACUCAACUUUCUAUUUUUUUCUAUGUUUUGUAAAGUAGAUUUGUUUUGUUUUUCUGUUUAUCUUUGUUGUUCCGCAACAACGUGAGUUACAGAGUGGUUUUCAGAUAUAAAAUACGCCCUCUACUGGCCGUAAAAACCUACAGCAGAAGAGUUACGACGCCUCUGUUCUUCAUCUACGUCACCGUCAAAAGAAAAAAAUAAUCUUUUCUACUCACUUCUAUUUCUCGUUUUCUUUUUAUAUUACUUUUAUUUUCAUCCGAAAAGAAAAUGGAUAAAUACUUAGCAUUUUCAAUCUCAAAUAAAAAACAGUUUUUUGUAAUUGCAUGACAUGUAGCUAAAAGUUAGAUUUACACACAAAAAAAGAAAGAAUUUGAACUGGCUUUCCAAACAAAAAAAACAACAAAAAAAUUGUAAUGUGAUGUGGAACUUUUGCUGUAGCACAAUUUCUUGCAUCAUCACGAUCUUAGGGCUAAAAAAUCGGAAACAAUAAUUAGUUUUUAUUGUGUGUGUCGUAUUUGUAUCGGUGUUAAUGUCGUGCUCUCAUCAGCGCCACCUUCAGGAACAGAAAAAAAAUGAAAAUGCAAAGCAUGAGGACGAUGAAAAAAAAUCAUAGGAAUUUCUGCAAAUUUUCAGUGAAAUUGUGGAAUUUUUUCAAAUUUAAGUUUUUUUUCGUUUUUUGAGAUAAUUUUGACUCAUUAUAAAAAAAACCUGAAGAAAAAAAAAACAUGGGCUCAUGUAUAUGAAUGGAUGUUUUGUGUUGCAUGACUCUGUGUGUUGCUGUUGUGAAAAAAAACCUGCUCCGUGUUGCUCCAGUCACAAGCCGUAGGACUGUAAAUGUCGUAAAAAAAGCUGCAAAAACAAAACAACGCGUUUCUUUAUCUCGUGGGAGUGGGAGUCGCUGACCUCAGCUGGGAACCCUCGAAGCUGCUCCCUCCCCGUAUGUAAAUGACUCCAUCUUGUGACUAUCUCUGACCUCACCGUUGACCCCUCUGACUCUGAACAAUGGUCAGUCCUGAUAGAGACGGACGCUGGUGUUUUAACCGUGUGAGGUUCAGCUGCACAUGAGAUGACGACACCUCCUCCUCCUCCUCCUUCUUCUCAUCAUCAUCAUCAUCAUCACCACGUGGAUCUACUGUGUUGUGUCAUCGUCACGCAGUCUCAUUUUAUGUCAAGUGGAGAUUUGUGUGAGUGAGGUUUGGCCGACAAAAGAUCUAAUUUGUGAUUUUAUUCCAAAUAAAAGCUGUCUGUGAAGUGCAUGCAACCGAAAUGCAGAAGGAAAUGUGGGCCGAUGUUUGUAAACACGGCAAAUUUGGCUCCUCCUCCUCCACUGAUUCUCCGAUAUUUAACAUACUAACACUUGGGGUUUUUGGCCAAACCUGACGGAGCGUUCAAGAAUUUUGACCGAACCCGAUAUGGAUUUUGUAUUAUUACUGUCGCCAGAUGCUGUAGCAUCAGCGCUAGCAGCUGCUAUAGCCAGAUGUAGUACCAUCAACAUUUGAGCUUAGCAACUACUUUAGCUAGACACUAAUGUCCAACACUGUAGCCAAGGCAUCUAGCUACAGUAGCUAGACAUGAGCAGCUGCUUUUGUCAGAUGCUAUAGCUUAUUUGUCAGGGGAUGUUAACUUUACCAGCUACUGAAGUAUGGCUCCAUUAGCUAGGUUUUAUUUACAGAAAGAACAUAAAAAUGAGUGAGUUUAGCAUCUUCAUCAGCACGGUAAAAGUCAUCCAGUACUUUUUUUAGCAGAGCCAGACACAGUCUAGAAUUAAGGUCUUUGCACAUCGGGCGCGUUUGAGAAAAAACGGGGACGGCCGUCUGGAUUUAUUGUGAUUUUAUGGCUGUAUUUGUCCAGAAGGACGAUUAUUGGUUAGCUGUGGAUUUGUCAGAAAAUCCUUCAGGAAAAAUUGAUUGCGAUCUGUAAAAUAUAACACUUGCAAAUUGGUGAAAUCUGUCAAUGUGAAUGCUGCAAAAAGGCCUUUAGCUGAAGCUACUCUGGUUGUUAGCAUUUAUUUAUAGCUACCGCAAAUGACAAAAGUCAUCGUUACAACCACAAAUACACAAAAGUCACACACCAGCACUUCUAUAACAACACAAUUACAAACAACCUUGGAUUCAACCCUCGUCGAAAUGAAACCACUCAUAAAUAUUGACAUAAUCUAACUAUUUUUGGUUUAUUUGGAGUUGUUUUAUGGAAGUAAAUGGCUGCUACACAGAAACACAAAUAUUAUUCUUAUUCUUAUUAUUAUUAUGAUUAUUAAUAAUAAAAAUCAUAAUAAUAAUAAUGAUCAUAAUUUACUUAAAAAACUCAAAUUUACUUAUUUUAACACGUCAUUCAUCCAUUAAUUGAACCUUUAUACUGUAUUUUCAGUAAAGUAAUUGUAAGAACAGGCACUUAAAUUCACCUUAUUACUAUUGUGACUUUCAUAGUUGGUCAUAUAAACAGAUUAGGUCAGAAAACACUGUCUCAGCACUGUUAGCCACAGUGGUGGCUCAAACUCAGAACUACAAACAGUUUAGUUGAUCAGAACCUACAGUUAUUAGCAUUAGCUCUCAGUAUGUUUGUUACAUACACCUUAAUCUACACUAUUUUAAUCCACUUUAUACUAUUUGUUGUAGAAAUGCCAGUACUUUAGCUACUUUCAAGCUACUGAGGCUAACUGCUAGCACUUACCUGGUUAACAGAAAAGAGGCCACGUUCCCCCACGUCCUUCACAUCACUCUUCAUCCUCAUCUUCUCCUUCAGUGAAACAAAACCACAGCUUCACUCUGGUUUUUAGAGACACUUUAGCCUCACUUAGCUAGCAUUUCUUAGGUUGUGGCUCCUGGUUGUGACCUGAUUGUACCGCCCCCCUUAGCUUUUAUUGGCUAAAAAAAUAUGAACACUUUGGCUGACCAAUGCUGUCCAGAACCAGUAAAGACCAGGAGAGGGCAGUGUCUCCACCACACACCUGUAGAAGGUGUUUUUUCUAAUCCAAGAUUAUUUUUGGAUUAAUCUGUGUUUCACAUGAGUUUCUGUCACAAAUCCGACGCUCAAAGUAGCAAUAGACAGGAAGUUAGCCAAAACACACUUUAGUUGAAAGCAACACAUAAUUGUCGUUUCUUGGAAUAUAAUGGAAUUAACGUUCUUCACUCUUUGUUUUGGAAGUUAGCAACGGUGUCUAACUUUGUAGCAAGAGAUGCUAAUGUUGCUAAAGCGAGGCUCAGGCUAACAGUUCCGAUUUGUAGCAGUAAUGCUAACAUAAACAGUUAUGACUGCUGCCACCUUUUGGCUAACUUCCCAUCCGUUGUAUUGUUGGUUUAUUGCCUUAGCUUUAGCUCAGAGACGCUAAUUUAUGCAGCUUUCAGAUAAAGUUUUGCCCCGACAGCAGCUUUUAUUCGUCCACUGUUUCUGUAAAAGCUUCACAUGACAUCCUGUGAUUUCAUGAGUGCCCCCUGGUGGAGUAGAAGUUGUUGAUUAAUGGAUUAUUUUGACAACGUUCAAAUAAUAACUGAAAACAUUCGCACAAAUUUCCUGCCAGUAGUUUCUUUUCUUUACGUUAAAGUUGCCCCAGUGAAGUUUUCGUUAUCUUUAGCGUGUCCUUAGUGUCGAUUGUCAGCGGUUUUUAGCAUCGAACCAGUGGCGGGACUUUCACGCUGGCGUCGUCACAAGUAACUUUUAAGUGGAGAAACAAGAUAUUUUGCACGUACACUGUAUCAGCAUGGUGUAUUUUAGUGUGUUCUGAAGUUCCCACUUACUUUUAUAAUUAAAGUACUUGACUCGUUUCUUUCAAACAGGAAAGUUUUGUCGUUAUUUCAGCCUGUGACAGGAUUUUCAGCUCAUUCUAAAUAAUAAAAAAAAUGCUAACAAGCGUUAAAUAUUCCUACGCUAAGAGCUGAAAAUUUUUGACUGACAGCAAGAGGGCGAAAUGUGGUCGUUGCCUGAGCUGUGAGCGCCCCCUGUGCCUGGAACCACCAAACGACAGGCUCUAUGUGUCUCUUUGUCCAGUGACGUACUUAAACGCAUCAUAAUUUUAGUUUGCCGUGAAUUAACCACAGCGCCGGUUCUUCUGUCUUUGCAAUACAACUGUCUUCCCGUAGAUUUAGUCAAUAAAAUGAGAAUUCUUGUUUGGUUUUGUGA
Solea solea (common sole) is the source of this 7626-nucleotide messenger RNA. RefSeq names its product brain specific kinase 146 (gene bsk146). Bases 552 to 1853 code for a protein of 433 amino acids. The record is from RefSeq and is a predicted model, not a curated record. Lineage: Eukaryota; Metazoa; Chordata; Actinopteri; Pleuronectiformes; Soleidae. The transcript has 5 exons. Gene Ontology annotation, biological process: peptidyl-threonine phosphorylation; peptidyl-serine phosphorylation. Gene Ontology annotation, molecular function: protein serine/threonine kinase activity; ATP binding.